Oryzias latipes (Japanese medaka) is the source of this 8284-nucleotide messenger RNA. The record is from RefSeq and is a predicted model, not a curated record. Lineage: Eukaryota; Metazoa; Chordata; Actinopteri; Beloniformes; Adrianichthyidae.
CACUGUGUAGUUGGGGGAGCAGGAGAGAACAGCAUUCACUGUUGCUCCUCCUCGCUUCCUCUGAGUGAGCUUUGAGGCUAAAGACUUCUGAGGAGGAUCCUUUCUUUUUUUUCUGCUCCUUUUUGACUUCGUGAGGACCAAACCAAUGUCACCUCAUCCGUGAAAUGCUUUCUUUUCCCGUCUUGGACAGCGGAAUAUACUGAAGCCCGAGUAAAGAAAUAAGAAAAGAGACUCAAGAAGAAGUGGGGGCUGACUGAGUUGAUGAGUUGUGUGGAUGUUAUUUCUUGGAUUUCCAUCGGCGGUUUGUGUUUUAACGCGGCCCAGAGACAGCAACAGUGUGUGGAAAAGUAGAUUUGCAUGUUCAACAUAUGGCCUCGGUGAGGAUAACACGCUGGGUGCUUGGUGAAGCAUGGUGGUGAAGAUGGUAAAAGUGCGCUUAAUGGGGCCACAGUCAUGGGGCCAGGUCAGAUGGAUGAAUCUAACAGGAGUAGGAGUUCUUUAUCUCCUGCUGCUGUCAACCUGUGUCGGCCAGGAAGCUGAAGAUUGGCAAUAUGAGGAAUGUAAACUCUCUCGAUCGGGUCCUCCUGCAACCAUCGUGGCCAUAGAUGAAGAAAGUCCAAAUGGAACACUGCUGGUGGAGAACAUGCAAAUAAAUGGUGUGGCCGAGGGUCCGAAUCGAACGAUCUCCCUGUCGCUAAAGGAAAACAACGACUACUGGGUGAUUCUCGACCCUUCCAAACAGGCACUUUACCUGAACAGCACCGGACGGGUUCUGGACAGAGACCCUCCAUCAUACAUUCACUCCAUUGUGGUCCAGGUUCAGUGUACCAACGAACUGAUUGGCACUGUGAUUUUACACGAAGUCCGUAUUGUCGUUCGGGACCGCAACGACAAUACGCCCCAUUUCCAGCAGCCAAGAUAUUAUGUCUCCAUUAGUGAGCUCACUCCUGUAGGAACAACCAUCUUCUCUGGUUUUUCUGGAAACAACGGAGCAACAGACAUUGAUGAUGGUCCCAAUGGUCAGAUAGAGUACACUAUCCAGUACAACCCCAAAGACCCAACAGCCAACAGAACAUUUGACAUUCCACUAACAUUAUUCGGGUCUGUAGUACUCCGAGAAAGACUCAACUAUGAGGACAUAACACGAUACCUGGUUAUCAUACAGGCAAACGACCGAGCCCCUUAUCCAAGCGACCGCCUUACAGCCACCACUACCCUUACAGUAGACAUCCUGGAUGGAGACGACCUGGGCCCCAUGUUUCUGCCCUGUACACUCGUAGGAAACACCCGUGACUGUAAUCCCAUCACUUACAAGGCCAAUGUACUUGAAGUGACUGAGCCGGAUAAAGUGAACCCCCUCAAUGUGACUCCACCCAUUCAGGCAGUAGACCAGGACAGAAAUAUACAACCUCCGUCUGACAGGCCGGGAAUCCUAUACUCCAUCCUUAUAGGAAAACCAGGUUCUUAUGCGGAGUACUUCAGCCUGAACAGAACCUCAGCAGAACUGCUGCUGCUGAAACCCAUUGACAGAGAACUUUAUCGCAGGUUUGACCUGGUCAUCAAGGCAGAGCAAGACAACGGCCACCCCUUGCCAGCUUUUGCCAAUCUCCAAAUUGAAGUUCUGGAUAAAAACAAUCAGGCGCCCUACUUCCUGGAGACCAGUUACCAUGGAUACAUCAGUGAAGCAUCACCUGUAGGAACCACAAUAGCAAGUAACUCAAGCCUGUCGGCUCCUCUUGUCAUCAUAGGUCUGGAUAAUGAUGUAGAGGAGACACGAGAUCCUCAGCUCCAGUUCUCUCUGGACAGUUACUCUGAUGUUUUCUCUGUGUCCGCCUCUGGAAUCAGAAGAUAUCUGACGCUGGUGCAGCCUGUUGACAGAGAGACACAGGACUCCUACACAUUCACGCUUCUGGCAUCUGAUGGCGUGCAGCAGAGUGCUCCCGUCACAGUCACCGUCUCAGUGCUGGACGCUAACGACAACACUCCAACCUUUUCCAAUGUCUCAUACACCAUCAACCUGUUCACCAACAUGAUGCCAGGGGAAACUGUGUUACAGCUGACAGCAGUUGAUCCUGAUGCAGGUCAAAACGGUGAAAUCAGCUACAGAAUCUUGGCUGGUGGUCUGGGGAAGUUUCAUUUAGACAGCAGCAGUGGGAUCAUUACAGUGGCUCCAGGAGUCCAGCUGACUGUCGGACAAAGAUACGCUUUGACAGUAGAAGCCAUGGACAACGGCCCGGCGCCUCACAGACGGUCAUCCAUUACAACAGUCUAUAUCGAAGUUUUGCCCCCAAACAACCAGAGCCCUCCCCGUUUCCCACGGCAACAAUACAACCUGGAGAUCAGUGAAGCUAUGAGGACUGAAGCUACGCUGCUGAACUUACAGGCAGUGGAUCGUGAAAUGGACCCCAUAACCUAUCAAAUCCAGAGCGGAGACGUCACCGGAAGUUUUCUCCUGCAGCAGAAAUCAGGGUCUUUGGUUCUGAGCAGUCCUCUGGACAGAGAGUCUCUGGAUUAUUAUUCUCUGGUGGUCACAGCUUCAGACGGACACCCAGAUGGAACUUCUACCGCAAUAGUGAACAUUGUGGUGACUGACGUCAACGACAAUGAUCCAGUUUUCAAUUCUUCGCUGCCAGUGAACCUCAGCGUCACAGAAGAGGAGAAUCAUGCUUUUGUUGGACAGGUCAAGGCAACCGAUCCAGAUUUGGGGGCAAAUGGUCAGGUCCAUUAUCAGCUCAUCAACUACCAGACACUGUUUUCCAUCAACGCCAGCGGGUUCAUCACGACUGCCGUGCCUCUGGACAGAGAGGUGAAAGGCCACUAUGGCCUCGUUGUCGAAGCCUCGGAUGGAGCGGUUGACCCACGGCGAUCCAGACUGACGCUCAAUGUCACCGUUCUGGAUGUGGAUGACAACAGCCCCGUAUUCUCCCAGCAAUCUUACCACGUCAAUCUGCCCGAGAACAGCCCAAAAGAUACUGUCAUUCUCCAAUUAAAGGCGACAGACCCAGACCUCAACUCCAACCUCAUGUAUCGAAUCGGAACUGAAAGCCUGGAUCCUGAAAUAACAGAGCUGUUCUAUGUCCACCCCAUUACUGGGGAGCUGGUGGUUCUCAGGGCUCUGGACUUCGAGGCUCUGAACAAAUCUGACGCCACAUUUACGCUCACUGUAGAGGCUGUCGACAUGGAGGGUGCCAUGCCGCCUGGAGUGGCAUCUGUUACGGUCAGAAUAAUGGACAUGAAUGACUUUUCCCCAGAGUUCAGUCAGCCGCUGUAUCAAGGGAUGGUCGCCCCCAACGCCGUCAAGGGAACCAUCGUGACCACGGUCCUGGCCAGUGAUGCUGAUCCAGCGGGAACCCCAGCAGGACUGGUGAACUACAGGGUGGAUCAGCAAACACGUUCAUAUUCUGCCACGAUAUUUGACGUGGAAAAAGAGACGGGACAUGUGAUCACCAGAGUUAACCUUAAUGAGGAGCCCAACCUGAAGUUCAGCUUGGUGGUGGUGGCCUAUGAUCAUGGAGAGCCUGUGAAAGAGAACACAACCCUGGUAGAAAUUACAGUCCUUCAGCCCUCGGUUAUUCCCGUCUUCACCCAAGAAGAAUACAGGUUUCCACCAGUGAGUGAGGAGGCUGCCGUUGGAACCCUGGUGGGGGCGAUUAAGGCUGCAGCUGUCAAUCAAACUAUCGUAUAUUCCAUCGUCGACGGCAACCAGGGAAAUAUCUUCACAUUGAACAAAACCUCCGGAGAGAUUUCAACAGCCAAGGCUCUGGACUAUGAAACCAAAUCAACUUACAUCCUGAAGGUGGAGGCUGACUCCUCUUUCAACCUCAGAGCCCCCUCAAAGACUAACACAGCCAAGGUGGUGAUUGAUGUCCGGGACGAGAACGACCACCCACCAGUGUUCACCAAACCUCUCUACAUUGGAGGAGUUGCAGAAAAUGCCAAGACUUUCACCUCUGUCCUGCAAGUUCAGGCUUUGGAUGAAGACACUGGUAACUACAGUGCCAUGAUGUACCGGCUGAUCAUCCCCCCUCCUGCAGGCAAAGACACCAAAGACAGCAAAGACGGCUUCGUCAUCGAGCCGUACAGCGGUGUGCUGAAGACGGCCAUCAUGUACCGCAACAUGAGGAGGUCCUACUUUAAGUUUGAAGUGGUUGCCACUGACAACUACGGUCAAGGCCACAGCAGCAAGGCAGAGAUAGUGGUGUCAGUUGUGAACCAGCUUGACAUGCAGGUGGUUGUGUCCAAUGUCCCUCCAACCUAUGUGGACAAAAAUAAAGAGAAGUUGCUCAGCAUUUUGGAACAUUACGUCCAGGAGCAGAUACCGGGAGCAAAGGUUGUCAUGGAAACCAUAGGGCCUCAUCGGUACGGGGAAGGGAUGGAUCAGGAAGAUUACACCAAAUCUGAUCUGAUGAUUUAUGCCAUCGACCCUCUGACGAACAGAGCUGUGGCCACACAAGAGCUCUACAAGUUCCUUGAUGGAAAGCUUUUGGAAAUCAACAAAGAAUUCCAGCCUUUACUUCCUCCCGGUGGGCGAGUUCUGGAAAUCCGAACCCCCGAGUUGGUGACCAGCGUAAAGAAAGCCGUGCAGUCUGUGGGCUACACAGAAGGGGCACUGCUGGCGUUGGCAGUUAUCAUCAUUGUUUGUUGUGUUCCCGCCAUACUGAUUGUCAUUAUCACCUACAGACAAUUCAAAGAGCGCCAAGCAGAGUGUGCCAAAACAGCCCGUAUCCAGAUGGCACUGCCAACAGGUAAACCUGGGGGAGGAGCUGCCAACAACCUGUAUGAGGAACUGGGAGACAACGCCAUGCAAAACUGGUCAAACCACGGUGAUGGAAGCAGUGGGAGUCUCGGUAGUUUGGACGAAAGUGAUCGUCAGCGUUUGAUCUCCGAUUUUGCCACGCGAGCGAUAGCUGCACAUCGGCAGUGCAUUGCUAACGGAGGGGUUCUUAACAAACUCCCCAAGUCUGAGUCCAACAUCACUUUCCUGUCAGAUGAAAACCCCCGAACAACCAAAAACCCAAUCUACCAUGAAGACGGGACUAUGAGUAGUCCGGAGGCACUUGGGAGUCACAGGAGAAAAGACCUUCUUGGAAAUUUCAAUCCAUCCAAGACUGGCCUUCGGGAGGCUUGGUUGAGGCUUGGCUCGCCUGCGUGUGAUUUAGGGUUUGGGGGAAUCGGCAGCAGUGACAGUCCAUGGGGGUCAGGGGUCGGACACAGCUGGACCCUCCCAUCCAGACUGCAUCGUAGAGAGAUGUACGACGCUUUGAGAAGGCAGGUGGUGAUGGAUCCUGUGCAGUGGGAGCUGGAGCUCCUGAAGGCGGAACUCAAGGAGAGCAAAGAUGGCGGCCUGGAUUCAGGCUAUGACCACAGACUGGACUCAGAUUUGAUGGGAAGUCCAAGUCUAGAACCUAAGUUGACUGUGAAGGAACAGGCCAGGCAGUUUGAGCAGCAAGCUCUUCAGGAGAUGAGGCAACGGCAGAACAGAGAUUCCCGAGGUUCUUUAUCCCCGGACAUCCUUCUCUCCAUCUUUCCAGAGACUCCCCAGCACGCCAAAUACAGCCCCUCCCACAAUAUCCAAUUUUCUCAAAAUGUUGAAGGACCUCCUUGUAUCAUCAUCACUCACAGUGACGGAGGAACUCCUCCACCGAACCACAAGCCCACUCCUCCAGUGUUGCGGCGCUUUGGCGCCAACCUAACAGGAAAUUCUGAAGAGAGAAUUCAGGUCCACUUAGAAGUUAUCCCUGAUCCUCCUUCAACGCCUCCUCCGCCACCUCCAUUACCACCACCUCCACCUCCGACUUCUCCUCCUCCUCCUCCUUCACCUUCACACCACCCUCCGUCCCCUCCCCCUGGCCCAUUCCCCUUCUCCCAGACUAGCAACGGAGAGGUUGCGCCUCCCCCUCACCCACCACCUCCACCACCUCCUCCACCUCCUCCACCCCUGCCUCCCCCUGUGUCUCCCUCUCUCCUGCGCCCGUCAACAUUUGUUCUGCCAUCGCUGUCAGAGGUCCCGGCUCUGCGCCCAGUGUCUCUCCGGCCGCCGCCCCCGCCCCUGAUUGUGGAGGCCGAGCCCCCCCGCAAAGAGCUGAAGGGAAUCUUGAAGAACAUCCAGAACAUUGCAGAGAUCGAGAAGUCUGUGGCCAACAUGUUCAGCCAGAUCGAUCAGAAGCAGAUUCCUCUCAAAAGAGUCAUGAAGAACAGGGCCUCCGUCGAUUCGCUGGAUUCCCUCGACUCUUUGGACGCAUUAGCAGUUGGGGGAGGAGAGGAAGUGCGAGACGGACUAGAAAGAGUUGGAGGAGAAGGAGAGGAUCCCCCACCCCAGCAGACCCUGAAGCCCAAUAUGAACUCCAUUGUGGAAGAACUUGAGAAACGAUUCCCCUCACAGUCCACAUUGCUUUAGCUUCUGCUUCCCCUGUUGAUCUCAAAUCUCAUUCUCCUUUUUUGCUAAAGAAAAGGAACUCAGCUCAACAAAGUGAGAGAAAGAAAACAGGAUUUCUUCUUCUUCAAUAAAUGACCAGGUGAUUCGGUUGGGGGAAUUACAGAAGUAGUAAACCGUUACAUUUCUGACUUUCAGUCAUUUUAAAUUGUAGAUUUCCGGCAAGAAAAUCUUUUAGAUGUCACUAAAAAUCUGAAAUCCCUCAUCUCCACGUAUCAACAGUUGUGUUGAUUUUGUUCUGGUCAUCAAAAGCUGAGAUUGACCCUCCGUGCUUCCAACACAUGGAUGUAAAUAGGAGAACUUUUUAAAAGACAGCAAAGUUUAAUUUUGUAAACCUGGACUUAACUGGACCCAUUUCCCAGACUUCUGCUGUUACUAUUCAUCUUUUACUUUUUAUAAAUAAUGAGUUUUUUAAGUGCUUAGAAUAAUUAGGUAGCAUCCUCUACUACCUUUUCACAUAUACAGUACAUGCUUUUCUUUUUUUAAGUCUCAGUGUCACUGGCAUAAAUGUGAACUGUGUCGUUUUUAGGAUUUUCCAAGUAGAAACACAUUUAAGUGAAGCCUGCUUGCUUCAUUUGGAAAUAAAGUAAUAAUUGGUGUAAAACCUCAUUGUACUGGGAGAGUUUCUGAAGGAUCUCAUGACCCCAGACAUGGAAACAUGUUUACUGAUGAAUAAAUCGGCUUUCUCAACAUCAUCGUGUCUUCAAUAAGGUCAACAUGAGGCUAAAAUCUGACGGUUGACGGUAGCUCCUCCCACUUUUGGACAAGCCUGGAGCAGCAAAUCUGUUGUGAUCUGAUCUGAACUGGUGUGAACACAGUAGGAGCAGCAAUUGACAUUUGGUUGAAACAAAAGAUUGUUGAUCUUUAAAACAUUAGGAAUGGCAACAGCAGAAAUGCUGCCAGUGCAAAACGUCCUAUGCUCUAUGGCAGGAAAUAACAUUAAUAUGAAAUGGACCAAGUGUUCAAGGACAUUCUGGACCUUCAUACUGCUCCAAGGUUUCUUAGAGGAUAACUUUCUAGCUGAAGGUGGUCAAAACAGAUGGAAACUUGAGACCUGGCUCAAAGCCUUUCUGUGAAGUGGUUCAGGGUGAAGAAAGGUUGCAUUACUCAUACCAGCAGGAUAUAAUUUAAAAAUUAAAAUCGGGUUCUUAAAGUACUUUCCUACACAUUUUUCCAUUGAACAGAAGUCAAUUACAUUUUAUUGAACUCCUCAACCACACUAUAUAUAAAGAUUUAAUGGCAAAUGUAAGCUGGAUAUAUUUAAUGUCAGUAUCAAGUCAAUGUAUCCCAAAGUCAGUAAUCUGUGGAAUUAUAGGUCUUUUAGGCUCCUCAACUUGGUUUGCACUCCUGAUCUUUUUGUAUUUGAAAAGGAAAAACGAGUUCACUAGAAGAGAAAAAAAACAUCGGGGCAAAAGUUUGAUUGGUUUUGUUUCUAAUUUGGUCACCAGAUGUUUACCAAAACUUGCCACAAGCUGUUCAUCUGAUGGUUGGUUCUUAUAACAUUCUGUAAAUUACUAAGAACAGGACGAAGCAUCACACAUCUAUUGUUAAACUAGAUCAACCUGGAAUAAAGUAAAUCCUAUUGUCGAUAAUUGCUUUUGUAAGUUAUUUGUAAGACAUUUUUCAAAAUUUUAUACCUUCAGACUUCUAAAUGUGACCAUAAUAGUAGGUUUUUGUAUGUAUUGUAUAUUUUGGGACCAUUUAUUGGUCUUCUAUAUCUCUACUUAUUUAUGAUUUUGUUGUUGACUUUGUGUGUUUGUGUAACUUCUCAUUUCUUGUCAUGUGAAUGUCUGAUUUUUUUUGGCUUGUUUCUAGGAUACGCACAGAAGGACAAUAAACAAAAACAACUUA